Messenger RNA from Clarias gariepinus (North African catfish), 3542 nucleotides. RefSeq lists its product as uncharacterized. The record is from RefSeq and is a predicted model, not a curated record. Bases 449 to 3439 code for a protein of 996 amino acids. The transcript has 14 exons. NCBI's taxonomy places the organism in Eukaryota, Metazoa, Chordata, Actinopteri, Siluriformes, Clariidae.
CGAGGUGCUCAAUUCGUGCUGGCCAGAUGUCUUCGGUGAGAAAGAGGAGAAGUGUCGGCUAGCCCGGAUCACUUUUCUCCUCUCCAUUCUCUUUUAGUGUAAUUGAUGAGCGUAAGGAGGAUACAAGAAGAAUUUUCACUUUCAGGUCUGAAAGAAGGAAAAAAAAACUGCCUGAGAAAACUGGAGGAAAAAAAGACCUGUGCUGUUGUUAUGUUUAAGGAUUAGAGACUUGUAUUUUGUGGUUUUGCGCCCUACGUAUUAUUUUUCUUUCCUAGUAAACGGGGACAGUUGGACAACUGCCUAGAAGAUCUGGUCACCUCAGUCUCAGUUGAUGCCAGAAAUCCCAGGAAAAUGGAGGAAGACUUUUUAAACAGCCUGCAAGAUGUAAAGCCCUGACUCGCCAGGAUGCAAUAAGGAUAACUGCAGUGUCUUGCCAUACAUCGACACCAUGGCUUCAUUUUACAGCUGCCUGCGAGGAAAGAACAACGAUUGCGGCAUUAUGGCUUCAGGAUCUUCAGACGCCGCCGCAGCCCCCGAAUCAUCAGAGGCAUCAGAGGAAUGCCCAGCAGGAAAAAAGAAAUCCAGGUUCCAGACGUUCAAGAACUUUUUUGCGAAGAAAAAGAGGAAGGAGGUCGCAGGUCCAGGAGCGGAGAGCGAAGUCCAGUUGAAGUCCAGUCAGUCUAUUGAAGAUGUAAACACUGCUGAGUCGACUUCCUUCCACACCGACAAAGACGGUGACUCAAGUUCCAACGUCAAUGUGGGAGGCAAGGCCUUGUCACAGGACAGUGUCUUCACCUCUGAUCCACCUUCUCCUGAGACGAACGAACCUCUCCAGUCAUCACACGACAGCAUUCACGGCAAAGUGAAAUCCCUGCAGAUGCAGCUGAAGCAGGCGAUCCGACUCGGCUCUCCUCCAGCGGUGAUUUCCAUGAAGAAGAGUGAGGACGGCGGGGUGGUUUCGGAGGAUGACGGUUUGCCCUGCAGUCCCCCGGAGUACUCAGUCCACAGCGUGCUCACAACUUCCUCUCAGAGGUCUUCAGGAGUGGUCCAGAGAAGUGGCUCCCUUAGCCUGGAGGGAUCAGACAGUGAUGAUGAGCAGAUGUCUGGGGCUUCAUCGAGACCAAGUACCCCACAGACAUCCAUUCCUGUGGACUUCAGUGAGCCAGCCAGCUCCCUCUCCUGCCUGGACAGUUCUGCUGCCCAUCACCGCAUUGCUGUCAAGUCCAGAGCCUGUGCUAAAAGAAAACCUGCCAGUAGGGAGAUGUUACAACCCAAGAGAAGAGACCUGAGAGAAAGAGUACUACUUCGAGACACAGAGGACAAACUGAGAGCUGCAAGAACAAGCACAGAAGAAGAGGAGAGUAAAGAUAAUGUUCCAGAAGAGAUCUGCGAAGUCCAAGAGGAAUUUCCAAAAAGCCCAUCAGUGUUAGAACAGGAUGAGGAGGAGCUGCCAGUGUCUUCUCAAAGUCAAAGAUCAUCUACAAUAACUUCCAGCUCUGCUGAGGCUUCUGAUGAUGAUGAUGAUAAUGUUGAUGAUGAAUGUGUCCCUGAUGAGGAUCACGGCCUCAGCUCUAUGAUCCUAGAAACCUCCUUUGAGAAUCCAGUAAGACUGGAGCUCCAGACUGAAGACUUCCUGCUGGAUGGAGGAUGUGAGGUUGUCACUGAAGAGCAGGGUUCCCUGCUAGAGGAAGUGCUGAGUUCCCUGAAGGGCCCCCUUGUGUCGAGGCUGGUGCUGGAGUCCGAGGCUACAGUUGAGCCGAUGGAGGUUGAAGACACAGCUGGCGAAGAUGGCCUAGAUAACCCAGAUGUGGACAGCGCAACAGAACAACCCGACUUCACAGAUCCGUCCUCCGUCCUAGACGACCAAGUACCAGUUGAAAAGACUCUUUCUGAAUCUGUCACACUUUUACAAGAGGUAGAGCAAGUUUUACAGGAAGAUGAGAAGCCAGAGUUUGCUGAUGAAGUUCCUUUUGAAGAAGAUCUGCAGUUGCGUGAGGGUAGUAUUGAGGACGAGGAGUAUCAGGUUGAACUUGAAGUUCAGGAUCAGGACAACAAUAAAGAAUUGGAGGAGGAAGUGGUUGAAGAUGGUGAGAACAUGGUCGGUUCUUGGGAAGAAGUAGUCAUGGACCAAGAGGAUGGGCCUAAAGAAAUGGAGGAAGAUAUGAUUGAAGAAGAGAAGCAAGAGUGUGAGGAAGAUGCAGAAAAUGAAGCUGAUCAGGAGAAAGAGAUCUUGGUUGAAGAUAACAAAGAGGACACAGAUGCUAAAGAAGAAGGAGGAGGAGGAGAAGAAGAAGAAACCGAAAAUGAAACCAGGGAUCAGUCCUGUCCAAUGGAAGAUAAAGAACAAGAGGUCGAAUUGGUCACAAGCAUUAAAACUGAAAGCUACCAUGAGAUUGACCAAUCAAUCAAAGAUCGUGAGCCUGAGAAUCUUUUAUCACAGGAGUAUACUGAGAAACCAUCCUUUGUAGUGAUGACUUCUCUUGAGCUCAGUUCUCCCAAGAAACUCUCAAACCAGCCCAAGGAGCUGGAGGAUGUCCCUCAAAUUCUACAGGAAGCCACUAACGAGGAGCAGUUCGUUCUGGAAGAAUGCACCGAUCAUUCUGCGGAAAGUCUCCAGAUUAAUGAUGAACAUUCAGAGGAGGUCCUUCAGGAGGAAGUGUUGUCUGAGGGUCUCCAGUCAAGCUCCUCUGAAAGUGAGGCUGCUCAAGAUUCGAUUCACGAGGUCUCGGAUGAUGAACCUGUGUUUAAGUCACCAAGCAGAGAUCUGUCCUCUGAUUCAGUGAGAGCUGAGCCAUCUCCCAGCCAAGUGGAGACUCUGAGUCUGCCCUUAUCCCCACUCCAAGCUGAUGAGGACACAACUCCAGAGAACCCUUUUGGAGUACGGCUGCGAAAGACGCCAGUUCUUCACCGCUACGCUUCUGAAGGAGAAAGCCCAACUCCUGUCACAGAGCCCAUGGAGACACAGAAGUCACCAUUCUUAGAGCAACUUUCCAGGAAACCUGCUUUGUCCAAGAAGCCCGAGGUGGUUGAUGGUGUUGUGAAGCCCAAAAGAACCUCAGAUGUAACUGGUAAAGCAUCGGUGGAAAGCUCAGAGUCUCCAAGCUGGAUCUCUUUGGCCAGGCAGAAGCAAAAAGUCUUCAAAGAGAACGUCCUUGAGGAAUCACCUGAGAGCAGGUUCCCAACCCAGGAGGAACUGAACAAGAAGAGUUUGACGGAUGAUCUGUCAGGUCCGGUUAACAAGGAUCAGCUAAAACCUGUCGCUUCACCAGUUAAAGUGUCGUGUUCUUUGGAGAUAUCCAAACCGGCCGUGGUGGAAAAGGAGAAGAGAAGCAUCAGCCACCCAGUUCCAGCUCCUCUAACCCAGGAUGAGCCUCCAUGGCUGGCCCUGGCCAAGAAGAAAGCCAAAGCCUGGAGUGAGAUGCCACAGAUUGUGCAGUAAAGACCAAGAAAGCUCCAGGCUCAACGCUCAAAGCUUCGUUUCAGGACAUUUUGCACACACGGAAACGAACUUAUCCAGUACCUGCGAUGUCUUUCUCUCUUUU